This is a messenger RNA of Micropterus dolomieu (smallmouth bass), 3291 nucleotides long. It is a transcript of the gene cers2b, whose product is annotated as ceramide synthase 2b. The transcript is spliced from 11 exons. Bases 498 to 1649 code for a protein of 383 amino acids. Gene Ontology annotation, biological process: ceramide biosynthetic process. Gene Ontology annotation, cellular component: membrane. The record is from RefSeq and is a predicted model, not a curated record. NCBI's taxonomy places the organism in Eukaryota, Metazoa, Chordata, Actinopteri, Centrarchiformes, Centrarchidae. Gene Ontology annotation, molecular function: DNA binding; sphingosine N-acyltransferase activity.
CUUCUCCCUCUGUCUGCGCCCCUCAGUCCGCUCUCGUGCCGGCCCAACCUCCGCCUCUGCCCGAUCAGACACCCUGCCAGACCCCGCCGACUGCUGGGACACACAAGUGGGGGGGAAAUUAGCUGGGACACGACGAGAGACAGAAAACUGACGGAGUAUUUGUUGCGGGUCGCAUUGCACCAUUUCACUAAUUCUCCCAUCUGACGCCACUUUUGUUGUUUUAACCCCCGAUCCAUCAAUGUUUUACUUAGGAAGAAAGCAAACUUUGUAACGUUACAGCAUGAAAAGGUGUAAAAAUCAGUCCGGAUACUAAACUUGGGACACAAACUGCGCCCGUUCUGAACGCAACCAGCGGGCUGGACAAACUGAACGGGACCGUUAGGUUUUUAGCUAGCUAGCUAGGUGGGACCAGGACGACUUUGUGGAAGAAGAGGAACACAUUUCUGUCUGUUUGCGAGCCGUAUUUUACGCUUCACUACGGGGGAAAAACACCAAAGAUGAUGUCAGGGCUGAGCGAGUGGUUCUGGCAGGAGCGGCUGUGGUUUCCAGAGGGCCUGGGCUGGGCUGACCUGGAAGAUCGGGAUGGACGAAUAUACGCUAAAGCCCGCGACUUGUGGGUGGCGAUACCCAUCGCCCUUGUAUUCCUUAUUAUCCGUCAGAUCUUUGAAAGGAUGGUGGCUACACCCCUGGCCUCUCUGCUUGGCGUGAAAGAGACAGUACGGCUCAAAGCCCCUCACAACCCCUCACUGGAGUCCCACUACUGUAACAUUACCAAAAACCCCACACAGACUUCAAUAGCAAGCCUUUGCAAGCAGACUGGUUAUUCAGAAAGACAAGUGCAGCGAUGGUUCAGGAGACGAAGGAACCAGGACAGGCCGAGUUUGCUCAAAAAGUUUCGGGAGGCCAGUUGGAGAUUUACCUUUUACCUUCUUGCUUUCAUUGCUGGCCUGGCCGCCCUCAUCGAUAAACCUUGGCUGUAUGACCUGAAGGAGAUGUGGCAAGGCUUUCCUGUACUGACUCUCCUGCCAUCUCAGUAUUGGUACUACAUGAUUGAGCUGGGUUUCUACAGCUCUCUGCUCUUCAGUGUGGCUUCUGAUGUCAAACGUAAAGACUUCAAGGAGCAGAUUGUUCACCAUGUAGCGACCAUCCUCCUCAUCAGCUUCUCCUGGUGUGUUAACUACAUCCGUGCUGGAACUCUCAUCAUGCUGGUGCACGACUCCUCUGAUUACCUCCUUGAGUCUGCAAAGAUGUUCAACUAUGCUGGGUGGCGAAAUGCCUGUAACUACAUCUUCAUUGUAUUUGCUGCAAUCUUUAUUGUCACUCGCCUGGUCAUCUUCCCCUUCCGGAUUAUUUACUGUACUUGGGUUUACCCAGUGACCAUCUAUGAACCCUUCUUUGGCUACUACUUUUUCAACGGACUUUUGAUGAUUCUGCAGUGUCUACAUAUCUUCUGGGCCAUCCUCAUCAUACGCAUAGCACUCCGCUUCCUCACCAACAAUGAAAAAGUGGACGAUGACAGGAGUGACAAAGAUGAAACAGAUGAAUCAGAAGAAGAGGAAGAUGAGGAGGAUAAAAAGGACAUGAAGAAAAAUGGGCCGGUGCAGAAUGGUCACAUAGUCCACAACAACAACCACAGCAAGACAGAGUGAAAGCAAACAAGUGUCAGGAGGAGAGAAUGUGAGAAGGACUCAUAUCCCUCAGUAGGGGAGCAGAAAGGGGGGAUGAAAAGAAAGAGAAAGACGAAGGGGUACGGGUGAGGGAGAGGGGAAUUCAUUCCCUAAAACCAAGAAAAGCAGGUAUCUUGAGGAAAGUUGACACUGUUACUUUUGCACAACACAAAAACACGCUCACACAUGUUCAUUCGUACUUUUAGAGGGCACAGACAUCCAGCAGAUGAGAUACACUACAUUACGUGGCAUGGCUGUUUUGCUUUGUUAUCAGAGAAAAAUGUAUCAUUGUUAGUUUGUGAUGUUGGUCCCUAAAUUUCAAAGAGACAGGGGAGAAAAUGGAGAGGAGCAACGUGUGGAGAGAACACGGGAGGGAGGUGAUGCUGCUUCUACUUUAGCUUUCCGUGUUCUGUGUGCCUUAGAGCCAGCUAAUGGCUGUUAAAAUGCCAUUUUAUAGCUUUCUGCUUUAAUUUUGUGUGGCUUUAUUUCAUUGUACAUUUUUUUGUUUUCUACUAAAAGAACGAGAGUGAAAGUGAGUUUUUUGAAAGUGAGACAAUAGGGCAUUUAUUUCCCUAAUUUUCUGUCUAUGCAAUUACGUACAUUUUCAGCUAUUGCAACUUCUUUGCACAAACAUUCAGUCUCUCUUAUAUACUGUAAUAACUUGCAGAAGGACUGUGGGCCUCUGCUCUCCAAUGCGGCCUGUGCCAUUUAUAAAAUAGUCUGCCUUGUAAGGUUUAAGGAAUAAAUUUGGUGUCAGUAUUUGUUUUUUUAGGAAAUCUAGUUUUCUUUUUUUAAAUUUUGUUUAAUUCUUAAUCCAGCAUAGCUCAUCAUGUACAAUCCCUGCUUCCAAAAGAGAUGUCUGACCUGCAAAGGUUAUCAUUCUCAAUUUGUUGCUGUUUGAGCAGUCAGGAAUACCCUGAAUACCCUACAUGAGUGCUCAGCACAAACACUGCAAUAGAAAUCACAGCUUCCUGCUAGUUUUGACAGAGCUGUAUGUUUUCCCCUCCCCGGUUUGGCUGAAGCUCUUUGAUCCAGUUGAGUCUUGAAUCACACUGUUGAUGCCACCUACUGGAAACCGAUGACUCUCUCAUAAAAUCACUGCGAAACUGGGCUGUGAUGUUGGAAUACAGAAGUUUUACUAAGUCAAAUGGAAUGGGACAGAGCAACCGUUUUCAAAUUUUACAAAUGUGAACCAGAUUUCUUCGAUUCGCUGCCUAGUUGCCUCAGUGAUGUUUGUUAACCAGGGUUUGAUUUAACUGUUGAUCUAAGUGAAUGAUUUUUGGUAUUUGAUUCUAUGUAUGAAACAGGUUUACAGGUUUUGCUGUCUGAUUUUAAGGAGGUAAAAGAUAUGUUAAUCAUUUUUUAGCUGUUCACUGUUGAAGUUUCAUUCACGAAUGAGUGUUGCUGGUUUGUUCUCAUGCUUUAAAGUUUUUUUUGUAUGUCAAGUGCCUUAUCUAUAAUGUAUGGGAAGCUCUCUCUCCUGUCUUCACGUCCUCUCGUUUUCUUUCCCGUCUCCACCUUACAUCACAGAUCCAACUCUAAGACUGGUAUGUUCUCCCUCCACUCCCUCAUCCAUCACACAUUUCCCUCCUCUUCUUUAUAAAUUACCAUCCUUUGAAACUCA